Messenger RNA from Nothoprocta perdicaria, 1826 nucleotides. RefSeq names its product chaperonin containing TCP1 subunit 8 (gene CCT8). Gene Ontology annotation, biological process: protein folding. The record is from RefSeq and is a predicted model, not a curated record. Gene Ontology annotation, molecular function: ATP-dependent protein folding chaperone; ATP binding; ATP hydrolysis activity. The coding region runs from base 26 to 1672 and encodes 548 amino acids. Gene Ontology annotation, cellular component: chaperonin-containing T-complex. The transcript has 15 exons. Lineage: Eukaryota; Metazoa; Chordata; Aves; Tinamiformes; Tinamidae.
GCGGCCGGAGCGGAGCGGAGCGGACAUGGCGCUGCACGUCCCCAAGGCCCCGGGCUUCGCCCAGAUGCUCAAGGAGGGCGCGAAGCAUUAUUCAGGACUUGAAGAAGCUGUUUACAGGAACAUCCAGGCAUGCAAAGAACUUGCUCAAACCACCCGUACAGCUUAUGGACCAAAUGGAAUGAACAAAAUGGUUAUUAAUCAUUUGGAGAAGCUUUUUGUUACAAAUGAUGCUGCUACCAUCUUGAGAGAGCUGGAGGUCCAGCAUCCUGCUGCAAAAAUGAUUGUGAUGGCUUCCCAUAUGCAAGAGCAAGAAGUUGGAGAUGGAACAAACUUUGUCCUUGUUUUUGCUGGAGUCCUUCUGGAGUUAGCAGAGGACCUUCUGAGAAUGGGAUUAUCUGUGUCAGAGGUGAUUGAAGGAUAUGAAAAGGCUUGCAAGAAAGCCCUAGAAAUUCUUCCAGACUUGGUUUGCUGUUCUGCAAAGAAUCUUCGAGAUGUGGAAGAAGUGGCCUCCUUGCUGYACACCUCAGUGAUGAGUAAACAAUAUGGCAAUGAACAGUUUCUGGCCAAACUUAUCGCACAGGCUUGUGUUUCUAUUCUUCCUGAUUCUGGUCAUUUCAAUGUCGACAAUAUCAGAGUGUGCAAAAUUGUGGGAGCUGGUAUCUCUGCUUCGUCGGUACUGCAUGGCAUGGUUUUUAAAAAAGAAACUGAAGGAGAUGUUACCUCUGUUAAAGAUGCAAAGAUAGCAGUAUAUUCUUGCCCUUUUGAUGGUAUGAUAACUGAAACGAAGGGCACUGUACUUAUAAAGAAUGCUGAAGAACUGAUGAAUUUCAGUAAGGGAGAAGAAAAUCUGAUGGAYGUGCAGGUGAAAGCUAUUGCUGAUACUGGUGCAAAUGUUAUAGUAACUGGUGGCAAAGUGGCAGACAUGGCACUUCAUUAUGCCAACAAAUACAACCUUAUGUUAGUCAGGUUGAACUCUAAAUGGGAUCUGAGGAGACUCUGUAAAACUGUUGGUGCAACAGCCCUCCCCAGACUGACUCCCCCUACUCUAGAAGAAAUGGGUCACUGUGACAGUGUGUAUCUCUCAGAGGUUGGAGAUACUCAGGUGGUUGUGUUUAAGCACGAAAAGGAAGAUGGUGCCAUAUCUACCAUACUCAUUCGUGGAUCUACAGACAACCUGAUGGAUGAUAUAGAGCGAGCAGUGGAUGAUGGAGUAAAUACUUUCAAAGUCCUCACCAGAGAUAAGCGUCUUGUUCCAGGAGGUGGUGCAACAGAGAUUGAAUUAGCCAAACAGAUCACAUCUUAUGGAGAGACAUGCCCCGGGCUUGACCAGUACGCAAUCAAGAAGUUUGCUGAGGCAUUUGAGGCCAUUCCUCGAGCACUAGCAGAAAACUCUGGAGUGAAGGCUAAUGAAGUCAUCUCCAAACUUUAUGCUGUGCAUCAAGAAGGCAACAAAAAUGUUGGCUUUGAUAUUGAGGCUGAAGCUCCUGCUGUGAAGGAUAUGUUGGAAGCCGGAGUAUUAGACACGUACCUUGGAAAAUGCUGGGGGAUCAAGCUGGCUACUAAUGCUGCAGUGACUGUUUUAAGGGUGGAUCAGAUUAUCAUGGCAAAGCCGGCUGGUGGUCCUAAGCCUCCAUCAGGAAAGAAAGACUGGGAUGAAGACCAAAAUGACUGAACAGCUUAACUGUGGUUCCCAAGUGUCAUGGUUGUUUGAGUUUUGUCAUGUUUCAGCUAGGGCCUGUUGUCAUGAGUUUUCUGCCUUAUCUUUUAAGUUAUGAGACUUAUGUCCAGCAACGUGCGGAACUUUGAAUACUUCAAUAAAUGCACUU